CUCAUAGCGAGAUGUCCACUAUAACUACCUUCAUGGAAAGCUUGUCGCAUCGCACAGCCAGGAUUUGAUGCGUGCGUCUGGGCGGUUCUCGUCGCUUCCCUUCAGUUGGACUGGUCGUGAGUGACGGAGGUACUUGGAGGCCAUCUUCAGAACCCUGGCUUCCCUUGUCUCCAUUCAAUCUUUUUCCUGGUCAUCUUUCUCAUCCACCAUCACCAACAUCACCACCACCACCACUACCACACAUACAGUAAUUUGAAUACGGACAACACCGCCCACCAUGUCUGUCACUACCCAGGUGCCCAAGGACUUUGACGCUGAGAAUGCGGACAACUUUGAGGAUAUUGAGAAGCAAUUCGCCGUCAAAGCCGUCCAGCAGAUGGCUACGUACUGGGCCAUCCUCGAAAAGGUGCCCGGCUCCAAGCUGCGCCUGACCAAGAUGGACGACGACAUCUUCGAGCACCUCAAGAGGGACUUCCCCGAGUUCGACCCCGCCGAGCCCAUCAACGAGGACGAGAUGAAGAGCAAGACGGGCAAGGAGAGGUGGCGCACCUUCAUGAUGGCCUACGACAAGAAGAUUGACGACUACAACUUUGGCACUCUGCUGAGGGCCUCCCCCAAGACCGAGUACGGCGAGAAGGAGACCAUCUUUGUGCCGCGCAUGCAGUUUUAUGCCGUCGAGAUUGCGAGAAACCGCGCCGGCCUCAACGACUGGAUCUACGAGGAGGCGGAAAAGGAGAGGCAAAAGGCCAAGGGCAACACCCAGGGCAGCAGCAGCAGCAGCAGCGCAUAGGAUACCAACCAUCGAGCGAAUACAAAGUGAAUUUCUCUGCAAUCCAUCCAGUCGAGUUCUUGAAGCAUGUCCUCGCGGGUGUAUAUGUUAUGCCUCUUCAUAGGUUGGGAUAUAGAGAGAGAGAGAGAGCGAGAUCGGGCUAUUCCAUCUCAGCCACGACUGCUUCCUAUUGUUCUCGGCUACCCCUGAGCCCACCCAGCACUUUACUGUGUAUGGCUCGACACAAACAAUAGCAAGCACCGCCAAACAAAGACCCUCACAAAGCUACACCACAGACGCUUCUCCCUUCGCAUCCUAUUACCACAGAAACCCGAAUCGCAAAAAUGGCCCUCCUAUUAUACUAUCACCACUUGCCACCAGCCUUUCGAAUUGCUACUACCACUUCCUCCUCCAAAAGGCCGACCGUCUUUUUCCUCUUGGACCCAUUUCACCAUGAUCUGG
Neurospora crassa OR74A is the source of this 1231-nucleotide messenger RNA. Its product is annotated as DUF757 domain-containing protein. The transcript has 4 exons. Bases 278 to 790 code for a protein of 170 amino acids. NCBI's taxonomy places the organism in Eukaryota, Fungi, Ascomycota, Sordariomycetes, Sordariales, Sordariaceae. Gene Ontology annotation, cellular component: cytoplasm. The record is from RefSeq and is a predicted model, not a curated record.